This is a messenger RNA of Phacochoerus africanus (Common warthog), 1910 nucleotides long. RefSeq lists its product as uncharacterized. Gene Ontology annotation, molecular function: signaling receptor activity. Lineage: Eukaryota; Metazoa; Chordata; Mammalia; Artiodactyla; Suidae. Gene Ontology annotation, biological process: immune response. The record is from RefSeq and is a predicted model, not a curated record.
GGUCCAGCGGCCAGAGGCACUGAGUGUGAGGGCUUCAGACUCUGGAGAGGGGCUGUGCAAACACACAGGACAUCGCCAAGGAGGGCAGGUGAAGCUGUCUUCCCUGUCCCAAGACUCUGUGGAUAUGAAAGGCCUCCUGCUCCUGCCCCUUCUGCUGCUGGGGACAGUUUCGGCUCUUUAUCUGGAGAAUGAUGCUCCCCAUCAGGGCAGAGGAGAGACUCAAGCAGACCUGAGGCAGGAUCUGGAAGGCUCAGGAGAACAGGAGCGAGAGCUGGCCCUGAAUGAUGAAGUGCCUGAGUCAGAGGGAGAGGCCAGGGCUCCCAGCUCUCAAGAUGCCUUUGUGGAUGAGGAGGCCAUGGAGUCAGACCAAGCUGCCCUAGAUGAGAAUGUGGAGUGUCCCAGGGAAGAGGACAGAGUUCUAAUGCAGGCCAGUACUGGGGAUCAUUCCCCCUUGUACGUGUUGGUGUGGACCCCAAGGACAUUUAACGAAGCUCAGAAAAUUUGUGGCAGGUGCCACCCAGGAAACCUGAUCUCCAUCCACAGUUACAGGACAAACCGUUUCUUCCAGCGCUGGACCAGUAGGUACAACCAACGACUGUACUGGAUUGGAGGCUACAUCACAUACUGGCACCGGUACAGGAGAUUUCGGUGGACUGAUGGGAGUCAUUGGAAUUUUCAAUUCUGGGCCCGAGGGCAUCCUAGGAAUGGGAGCGGUCGCUGUGUGUCCUUUUCUUCCAGAGGGGGUCACUGGCGACGAACGUCAUGCAAAAGGCGCCUGCCCUUCAUCUCCAAGCCGAUGAAUAAAGCCAGACUUCCCACAGCAUUCCCCGACCCUUGUUUCUUCUUCGUGCGCUUUGCAGGACUCCUCUGGGUUGGAAAACCCUCGAAGCACGCCCUCCUGCUUCGGGGUUGGGGCAGCUACAUGUGGCAGGAGGCAGGCCCCUGGAGUGCCAGCCGAGAGCAGGGCCCACCGCCCAGUAUAAGGGCUGCCUCUGGGGUCCAGCGGCCAGAGGCACUGAGUGUGAGGGCUUCAGACUCUGGAGAGGGGCUGUGCAAACACACAGGACAUCGCCAAGGAGGGCAGGUGAAGCUGUCUUCCCUGUCCCAAGACUCUGUGGAUAUGAAAGGCCUCCUGCUCCUGCCCCUUCUGCUGCUGGGGACAGUUUCGGCUCUUUAUCUGGAGAAUGAUGCUCCCCAUCAGGGCAGAGGAGAGACUCAAGCAGACCUGAGGCAGGAUCUGGAAGGCUCAGGAGAACAGGAGCGAGAGCUGGCCCUGAAUGAUGAAGUGCCUGAGUCAGAGGGAGAGGCCAGGGCUCCCAGCUCUCAAGAUGCCUUUGUGGAUGAGGAGGCCAUGGAGUCAGACCAAGCUGCCCUAGAUGAGAAUGUGGAGUGUCCCAGGGAAGAGGACAGUGUUCAAAUGCAGGCGAGCACUGGGGGCCAGACCUACUAUGUGUUGGUGAGGAGACUAAGGACAUUUAAGCAAGCUCAGUAUGUUUGCAGAAGGUGCUACCGUGGGAACCUGAUCUCCAUCCACAAUUAUCGGACAAACCGUUUCAUCCAGCGCUGGACCAGUUCACGCAACCAAGCACGUUUCUGGAUUGGAGGCUUCAUCAGACACUGGACCCGGUGCACAAGAUUUCGGUGGACUGAUGGGAGUUGCUGGAAUUUUCAAUUCUGGGCCCGAGGGCAUCCUAGGAAUGGAAGUGGUCGCUGUGUGUCCAUGUGUGCCAGAGGGGGUCACUGGCGACGAACGUCAUGCAAAAGGCGUCUGCCCUUCAUCUGCUCUAUCUAAGCCAGAGGCAAGGAGCCCCUGCCUUGGAGCCGCUCGCUCCCUCGACGCCCUCCUGGAUGCCCCCACCCACUCCUGUGCCCCAGCCAAGCCGAUGAAUAAAGCCAGACUUCCCACAGCA